AUGAGAAAUCACACAGCAAUAACAACGUUCAUCUUGUUGGGACUUACAGAUGACCCACGGCUACAAGUUCUGGUUUUCAUCUUUUUAUUUCUGACAUACAUUCUGAGUGUAACUGGAAACCUCACCAUUAUCAUCCUUACCCUCACGGAUUCCCAUCUUAAGACACCUAUGUAUUUUUUCCUUCGAAACUUCUCCUUUUUAGAAAUCUCAUUCACAACAGUCUGCAUUCCCAGAUUCUUAUACAGUUUAUCAACUGGAGACAAUACCAUCACUUACAGUGCUUGUGCCAGUCAAAUUUUCUUUAUUGUAAUCUUCGGAGCCACAGAAUUUUUUCUUCUGGCUGCCAUGUCCUAUGACCGCUACGUGGCCAUCUGCAAACCCCUUCAUUACACAACCAUCAUGAGCAGCAGAGUCUGCACCAUCCUUGUGCUCAGCUGCUGGGUCUCUGGGUUGGUGACUGUCAUCACACCACUUGGUAUGGGCCUCCAACUUGAAUUCUGUGACUCCAAUGUCAUUGACCAUUUUGGCUGUGAUGCAAGUCCCCUCCUAAAGAUCUCGUGCUCGGAUACAUGGUUGAUAGAACAGAUGGUUAUACUUGUGGCUGUAUGUGCUCUCAUUAUUACGUUGGCCUGUGUGGUUCUGUCCUACUCAUACAUAAUCAGAACAAUUCUGGGAUUCCCCUCUGUUAAGCAGAGAAAGAAGGCCUUUUCCACCUGCUCAUCUCAUAUGAUUGUGGUUUCCAUCGCCUAUGGGAGUUGCAUCUUCAUCUACAUCAAGCCUUCAGCAAAGGAAGAGGUGGCCAUAAACAAAGGAGUUUCAGUUCUUACCACUUCUGUUGCGCCCUUGCUGAACCCCUUUAUUUACACUUUGAGGAACAAACAAGUGAAACAAGCUUUCAAUGACUCUAUAAAAAGAAUUGCAUUUCUCUUAAAGAAGUAG
Molecule: messenger RNA, 939 nt
Organism: Tupaia belangeri chinensis (Chinese tree shrew)
Lineage: Eukaryota; Metazoa; Chordata; Mammalia; Scandentia; Tupaiidae
Product: olfactory receptor 6C2
Exons: 1
Coding region: 1-939 (312 amino acids)
Biological process (GO): G protein-coupled receptor signaling pathway
Cellular component (GO): membrane
Molecular function (GO): olfactory receptor activity; G protein-coupled receptor activity
Source: RefSeq, a predicted model, not a curated record